Messenger RNA from Boleophthalmus pectinirostris (great blue-spotted mudskipper), 2656 nucleotides. RefSeq names its product probable methyltransferase-like protein 24. The record is from RefSeq and is a predicted model, not a curated record. NCBI's taxonomy places the organism in Eukaryota, Metazoa, Chordata, Actinopteri, Gobiiformes, Gobiidae. The transcript is spliced from 5 exons. The coding region runs from base 1141 to 2349 and encodes 402 amino acids.
AGGGAAGGGGAGGGAGAGACAGGAAUUGAUGGUGGGGAGCACAGGGAGGAUAAAGCGGAGAGAGGAGGAAAUAAAAAAGACGGAGGGAACCAGAAGAGUCUCAUCGAAACAUACCAAUUCAUAAUUCCUCCCAAAUAAGCACAGUUCCAUUGUAAAUCCUGGAGGCUCCUGAACAAACAAGAGAAGAUGCUGAUUGUAUAUGAAUGCAUGUGCAACUUGAGUAUGUGUUUCUACACAGAAAGAGGCCAGGGUACAAACGCAGAUGGGGGUGGGUUGUUAGCAGCAUUUUGUGUACAGUUUGUAAACAGACAGUCCAAACAGAGGCAGACAUGUCCAGAGGAGACGUUUGCAGAGACAUUUACAGUGGAGAGGGCAGUGUCCACGCACACAGCCCACAUACAGUUUCUCAGAGCUGUGGAGAUCUACCCUAUGGUGCGUCUCUGUAAAUGAAAAGAAUAUACAUAAAUUCAGAACAGUGAUAACAUGUUAUUUAGUAUACUGCCCUGUAUUUUAGUAUAUUUAACAGUUUUUGUUAACACAGUAUUUUUAAACAAAUCUGUUGCAGAUGUGACUUUAUCAUUAAACCAGCAGCUGUUCGUGCCAAAAGACACAGAGAACGACAAACAUAAUAGGUCUAGACAAUUGUAACCUUGUGUGACCAUUCAUUCACCAAGCAUUAUCAGAGGGACCAUAAUGACAGUCAAAACAGUGAAAAUGAGAUAGUUUGACCUGUGCAGUGGCUUAAUCUUACAUGGCAAAACCAAAGAGACAGAUUGUGGAGGCAGAAGUGAAUGUAGCCUAUACACUGUACAUUCAUCUGUUCAGUUAGUAGUUUAUUUAAAGUACUGAGCUCAAGCUACUAAGAUUAAUUUAAAACAGGACAUUUCUGUUCCUUAGCAACAAAUUUGCUAAGCAACAACUUUCUUUCCUUUUCUCUUAAGUGAAAAGUGAUUGAUUAUAAGUGAAGUAACCAUGGUGUUGGGCCUAAGAGUAUCCCACCUGUAUGCAUUAUAACGCGAUUGAUUUAGCUGUAAACCGUUCUUCAGAUGGUAAUGGGUGUAAAUUGCGGGUAUAGGCUACAGUGCUUGUCCCUUGUCCACUAAGGAAUGUGCCUCGUCAUCACAACAUGCCCUGGGGCAGAUGAGGAAAGAGGAGGGGGCAGUUCUCAGCUGGGACUUUCCUCUCGUCCCCAGAGAAGUGAGAGCGCUGUGUCCGGAGCGCCGGAGAUGUGCCCCGGUGCUGGCGCGCAGGAGUGAGGCUAUGUCGCGGUGGGGGGACCAAGCCGGACUUCUUCUCAUCCCACCACUGCUACUGGCCUUGCAGCUGAUAGUGGUGUGGCCCAGAUUGCCCAGUGCUCACCGCGGAGGCACGGGGGAGCAGGGUGAAGCGGUGUUCAGCGUUAUAAGCAUUGAGCCGGAAACACGCCAGAGGGGGCAGCCUGCACGAGGAGCCGGUGUGCGCCAGGACGAGAAGGAGGGGGUGCAGCGGGGAGACGGAGGGAGGAGCGAGGGGUUGUAUGAGGACGAGAAUGAGAUGAACUCGCGACAGAUGGGACCAAAUACUCUGGAGAUGCAGCCUUGGGUUGCAAAUAUGACGUUUGCAGCGGAGUUGAACCGAAUACUGAAUUAUAUCAACAAUCCACAGCUAAACUGCUCCAAAGUUUUCUCUUCAGGUGAGGCACUAGAGCCAGAGCCCACAGCAGCCCCUCCCCGCUGGCUGCUUUGUGCUGAAGAGUGGCUGCUUCCUACAAUGACUGGCCCAUGUAUAGCAUACAGCUUCAGUAUGGACGGGGGAGACAGACACUUUCAAAGCACCGUGUCAAGGCUGGGAUGUGAAGUUCAUAGUUUUGAUCCCAGCAGCUCCAAUACAUCUGGUGGUCACCUUGGCAACAGUUUGGCAAGUAACGGAGGGGGCGUGGUGAGCCGGCAUAAGAUGUGGCUGGAGUGGCGUGGUUCAAGGAAAAGUAAACGCAAGAUGAGAAGAAACUUGGGCAGUGUUUCUCUCACACUGGCAGACAUCAUGGCAGCUCUGGGACACCACACAGUUCACUUCCUGUAUGCAGAUCUGCUGAGUGCUGAAUGGCGAGUUUUCCAGAACUGGAUUGAGUCAGGCACCUUGCAGCAUGUCCAUCAUGUGGUGGCCACAGUGAACCUCCAAUGGGCUGGGUUUGAGGUGGCCGGGACGGACCAGGAAGUGCUACUCUACUGGUUCAGUGUCCUACAGGGACUACAGGCCUCUGGGCUCAGGCUGGUCCACAGCUCUGCAGGAAAAGGACACACUGUCUUGAAAAGGACCUUAUCAGACGCUCACAGCUCCUAUACACUGAGCUGGGUCAACACCAGCCUCUAACAGAAGGCUCACAAAUACAAACUUAUAAUAACCACACAGAUGUUCUUCACAUUGAUUGUCUGUAAAUGCAGGGCUCCCUCUAUUGGUGAUGGAAAGAUUGCACAUUUGAAAAAGCACAAAUACUUUUCAUGGAAUUUUCAUAUAGCUGUUGAUUAUCACUGAGAUAUAAAAUCAUUUAUAUUUUGUCUGUUAAAAAGUUAUUGUAUAUGAUAAAGAUGAAUAUGUUUCUUACUUUGUUGGAUUUUGGAAAAAAAAUUUAAAUAUAUUGCUACCUUGGACUCAAGUCUGUUUAAAUCGGUUGCUGAUA